GCGGAGUUUCCAACGAGGAAGUGUUCGCUUACCGCGUGGCUAGUCUGUCAGAUGUAAACAAAGCCGCGGUCCUUUGGAUUCAGCCUCAAAUAUAACAUAACACGGCCAAAUUAUGGUGAAGUAACUGAGCCUUUUCGUUCUGUGAACUCCACGUAAGCUCCCUGGAUUCUUUACAAAAACGGCAACAUGAAGUUUUUGGACCUUUUUGGGCGCCUGAAAUCUGUGGUUAUUGGAAUGAUUCACGUUAAAGCCUUACCAGGCACCCCCCUGGGUUGUAUGAAGAUGUCCCAGAUCACUGAAGAAGCAUGCAGGGAGGCAGCAAUCUACCGUGAUGCAGGGGUUGAUGGUGUAAUCAUUGAGAACAUGCACGACAUCCCUUACUCCUUCUCCGUGGGCCCUGAGGUGUGCACCUGUAUGACUGCAGUGUGCACUGCUGUGAGAAGCAUCUGUCCAUCGCUGCCACUCGGAGUGCAAAUACUUUCCUCUGCCAACCAGGAGGCGCUGGCUGUGGCUCUGGCUUCAGGUCUGGAUUUCAUCAGAGCUGAGGGUUUUGUCUUCUCUCACGUGGCUGAUGAGGGUUUCCUGAAUGCCUGUGCCGGGGGCUUGUUGAGAUAUCGCAAGCAGAUUGGAGCUGAGCAUGUGCAGAUCUUCACCGACAUCAAAAAGAAGCACAGCUCCCAUGCCCUGACAUCAGACGUGAGCAUUGAAGAGACGGCCCGUGCCGCCGAGUUCUUCCUCUCCGACGGACUCGUCAUCACAGGAACGGCCACUGGGGUGCAGGCUGACCCGUGGGAGCUCAGAGACGUUUCCCAGUCUGUGAAGAUCCCAGUGCUCAUAGGUUCUGGAGUGACCUAUGACAACAUUGAACGCUACAUGGAUGCAAAUGGGAUGAUCAUCGGUUCGCAUUUCAAGGAGGGCGGCCACUGGGCCAAUGCAGUCGACCCGGCGCAAGUGAAGAGGUUCAUGGGAAAGAGACGUGACCUUCUAAAAUGAGAAAUAAAAUGAGAGAAUGAUGUUUAAAGAGGCCAUAUAAUGC
Molecule: messenger RNA, 1036 nt
Organism: Dicentrarchus labrax (European seabass)
Lineage: Eukaryota; Metazoa; Chordata; Actinopteri; Moronidae
Exons: 7
Coding region: 187-993 (268 amino acids)
Source: RefSeq, a predicted model, not a curated record